AUGAAUGCCAACAAUAGUCGACGUGUUUUACGGACACCGAAAUGCGCCAAAUGUCGGAAUCACGGAAUCGUUUCAUGUCUUAAAGGUCACAAGAAGUAUUGUCAAUGGAAAGAAUGUAAAUGCAAUAACUGUAUUCUUGUGGUCGAACGCCAGAAAGUGAUGGCCACUCAAGUGGCACUCAGACGACAACAGAUAUCCAGUACCGGUAAGGAUAGGACAGCCAUCGAGACUGUACUGAUGGAACAGAAACGCCGAUAUCAGGUCCAACUGAGAACUGUACAGAAGGCCAUCCGCAAUGAAAUGAUACGUGAAAAACAAAACGCCAGUCUCUAUCUCCAGAAUCCGUAUAUCGCAAAAAUGAUUAAACGACGCAAGAAUUACGGUAUUGGAGUGAUACCCGAACCGAAACUAUGGCCAUUCCUGGCCACUGCCACCACCACUGGUGUCGAAGACAAUAGUCUACUAUCGUUAACUGAUCAUCAAUCAACAACUUAUGUAUCACAUAUGAUUGACACUCAAACCAUUUCAUCAUCACUAUCAUCAUCGUCAUCAUCAUCAGUAUCACCAAUAGUUUACUCGAGUUCAAUGCCAUCACUUAUGGCACUUAAUUAUCUACGAUUGGCGACAACAACCAAUCCAUUAUUAUUUCAUACAUCAGCAGCACAUUUACACAAUGAUUAUAACAAUAGUAUAACUGGUUUUCCGGUUACAGUAUUGCCAGCGGAUGGUAAGCCAAAGCAAUCAGAAAUUUUCGCAAACAAAACAACGACUACUAGUUUCUCAAAGAGUUUUACCGUCGAUGCUAUACUCGGGAAGUCAUAA
Molecule: messenger RNA, 822 nt
Organism: Oppia nitens
Lineage: Eukaryota; Metazoa; Arthropoda; Arachnida; Sarcoptiformes; Oppiidae
Exons: 2
Coding region: 1-822 (273 amino acids)
Biological process (GO): regulation of transcription by RNA polymerase II; sex differentiation
Cellular component (GO): nucleus
Molecular function (GO): DNA-binding transcription factor activity, RNA polymerase II-specific; RNA polymerase II cis-regulatory region sequence-specific DNA binding
Source: RefSeq, a predicted model, not a curated record